AACGAACCAGCAGCCCGAACAUCAGCGGAUUAAACCGUUAAUAUAGCUUUAAACAGCACACAGACGGUUACAGGCACUGAAAACAAGGGAAUGGAGACAAAACACGGCUGUGUGUCAAACAUGAAUCGACUUUUAGCGCGUUAGGCCCUUAAACCGUUUGUGAUCACUGAUCAAUAACGCUAUUGACUCAGCCAGCCUGGACCAGAGAGUAACAUCAUCGCUACAGAAGGGUCACAGAAGGACGAACUAAUAUAAUGAAUCGUCUUUGUUCUGUCAACAAUAAUUUCCCGUAUGACAAUAACCUCUUGGUCCUGGACAUGGUGCUGAGUUCACUAUGGGGAAUGCCACAGCCAAUCAACUGGGACAGCGUUGCCCGUCUCGUUCCUGGCUUCACACCGAAAGAGUGUGCACGCAGGUUCGAUGAGCUGAAGAGCACCGGGAGUUUCCCCCUAGUGGACGAGCAGUGUAACGCACUGACCGCAGCCAGCAGCUCUCCAUCUGAACCGUUGUCCGCUUACAUCAGGUCCACCCUAUUGGACAUUACUGGGGACACGGGGGAACCACGGACCAAUCAGAGCACGCUCUCAGUGUCAAGCCUGAGUGUGAGCCCUGCCGUUAGAGGAGCCGGUGCUGAGAAUGAGAGCACAGCGGCCACCGAGGAGCGAGAAAAGGAGGAUGGAGGAAAAAGUCCUACCAUGGUGAUCCAUGUGUGUGACGAAGCGAAGAACCUGAAGCAGGAUUUCUCAUGUCCACGCGACCUGCUGGUGAGGGAGAUGCGCUAUUUUGCAGAGUAUCUGUCAGUGGAUGCUCAGCGCUGGGAGGAGGUGGACAUCUCGGUCCACUGUGACGUCCAGAUAUUUGACUGGCUCAUGAACUAUGUCAAGAGAAACUCUGCUGACCACGAACUGGGAAAACAUGUGGAAAAACCCAAACUAGAGCCCAGCAAUGUCAUCUCUAUCCUGAUCUCAUCCGAGUUCUUGAAGAUGGAUACUUUAGUAGAGGAGUGUGUCCAGUACUGUCACAAGCAUAUGAGCGCCAUCGUGGCCACACCGUGCAACAUGAGCUGCAUCAACAGCAACCUGGCCAGCCGCAUCGCUCUGCUCUUCACACACAACCAGGCCGACGACAUCAAGGACAAGAAGGACAAGUUCAAAAGUAAGUUGUUCCAGAAGAAGAUUGAGAAGCUUUUUGAUCCUGACUAUGAAAAUCCUGACUCUCCAGGAAACGCUGCUACGCUCUACAGGUGUGGUCUUUGCCUUAAGCUUCUGACCAAAGACACUGAAAGGAAGAUCUCUUGUGUUCCGGGCAAAAUUAACAUUGACUCUCAAGGCAACAUCGUCUACACACACAGCCGACAUAAAGGCUGGGACGUCCAUGACUUUCUGAACGGCCUGUAUGAGGAGCUGAAGUCCUGGGUGCUGGUUUACUGGAGGAUCUGGGGCACCAUUAACUUCCUCACCUGCUCUCGCUGUAAACAGGUGUUCCUGUGCAGCGAGUUGUCUCAGUGCAGGUAUCACCCGGAGGCCGUGGUGUACCCGGGUGUGGGUGCUGAUCGCAGCUGGCACGGUGCUGGGCUUUAUCCCUGCUGCAAACAGAGGGCUCUUCGCUUCGACCCUGCCGCCAUACCCAGGGGCUGUAAGGUCAGGGAUCAUGUGGUCAGCAUGCUGGACGGUGGGGACUGUGGAGAUAACGUGAACUCUGUGCAGACCAGAAUACUGAACGACCUGCUGCUUCACAGAGACGCUGUGUGUGUUAUAAGCACACAGACUGCAGACAGUUCUGCGGAGUCACCUGCAGGGGGCGAGCAAACACAGGACUGCGACGUAGAGCCGGGAGUCCUGAACAUUCAGAGAAGCGGAGAAGUCACAGCAUUUUCACUGCUGAAGAACUGGAGUCUCCAACUGCGGCAACAGUCUCUGCUGUCUGAGGACGAGGAGUACACCACGGGGUCAGAGGUCACAGAAGAUGAAGUUGGGGAUGAAGAAGACGCUUCAAAGAAACAAGCUCCAAAGAAGGCAAGAAAAUCAGGGAAGCCUUUGAAAAGACAAGUGUCCUCCCCCAGCAUACAGCGCAAGGAGAGAUCUGCAGACAAGGCUACUUCGAGGGACUCCACCCCUUUCACAGUGAGCGUGCAGAAGAGUAAAUGGGACAGCAGUCGCUCUUUGAGGUUUAAUCAGGACGCUCAGAGGGAGGAAGACCAGAGGAGAAUGGUGGAGAUCAUGGGUCAUCUUACCAGAAUGCGCUUUGGUGAUUUGGAACAGAACAAGUCAAAGGACACUAAAGAGCUUGCAGGAGGCAUUUACUCCAGACUGGAGGCCCAGUUUAAAAGCUCCACUCAGCCCAGUGCCCGACAAAGCAGCUCGGACAAAACGCUCCGGCCAAAGACGCGCUCUGGGCAGUCUAGACCAGCGUAAAGAAGGGAAGCGACAGAUGAGAUGAGCUGAUGAGUACAUAAAAGGAGGAAUAACCCCUCCUCCUCCGUCCUGCAUCCCUCUAUCUGAACCUUGGGCUGACUCGGACAGAGGGAUGGGCAGAAGCAGACGUUUGCGAUGCCGUAAAGGAACCUGUGGGGUUUUAACAUGCAAAUUGGAUUAAAUAGUAGAGCUGCACUGGAAUGUAGUGUGUCACUUUGUCUCCUCACUAAUCGUGCUGCUAGCUUCAUAAAUGUUAAAGCGAUAGUUUGGUGAGAGUCAAAUUUACUCUAUUUUACCUCUUCUCCCAAAUGUAUGUCAGUCAGCCAAGGUAUAUUUGGUGUCUUUAAUUUUGGACUGAAGCUACGAGGCUAAUGUAGCUAAUAAGCAAUGGAAGCGUAUGUACACCGAUUAGCGUGGUGCAAACUGCGUUCCUUAAAUCAUGUUGUUAAAAGGAAUUCCACUGAU
Molecule: messenger RNA, 2879 nt
Organism: Colossoma macropomum (tambaqui)
Lineage: Eukaryota; Metazoa; Chordata; Actinopteri; Characiformes; Serrasalmidae
Product: KIAA1841 ortholog
Exons: 21
Coding region: 255-2414 (719 amino acids)
Source: RefSeq, a predicted model, not a curated record